Molecule: messenger RNA, 1665 nt
Organism: Colletotrichum truncatum
Lineage: Eukaryota; Fungi; Ascomycota; Sordariomycetes; Glomerellales; Glomerellaceae
Source: RefSeq, a predicted model, not a curated record
AUGCAGCUCACGUAUCCUGAUCUCGUUCGUCGGCUGUAUGACCUGGAGCGUCUUGCUGAGCCUCCAAGCCCCGAGGAACAUGGUGGAUGUAUGUCGAGUUAUGACCGACGGUCUCAAUACGACCCAGAAACCGACACCUACAUUGACUGGGAUGCCAACGACGACGGCCGUGGAAUCAUUCGUGAGGAGGGUGAGUGGGUCGUUGCCUUUGAACAGCAAGGCCCAGGAGUCAUCUGGCGGACUUGGUCUGCCAUGCCAGACGUUGGACACAUUCAGGUUUUUAUCGACGAUGAGGGUCACGGCCCCCCCGCGAUCGACAUGCCUUUCCGAGACUUUUUCGAUCGCUUUCAAGGCAUGCCGCACAAUUUUCCUUCAAUUGCACCAAAUUUAUCCCGCGGCCGCAACAGCUUCAUCCCUAUCCCUUACAACAAGUACGCAAAGGUGCGUCUUGGACCAGGCUGGGGUGCCUACUACCACUUUACGUAUACCAAAUUUCCCAAGGAUACUAAACUGCCCCUGUUUGAUGGAAACUUCGAUAGGCAAAGCUGUCUGGCCCUUGCUACUGCCGACCGCGAACUAGGUCGGCGUGGAUGGUCAGCCCUUCCACGGGCCAAGGGCGACACUUUGGAGACACUGACUGUCACCCUACCACCUGGAAAGACACAAGCUAUACGAGAAAUCAUUGGUAACAGAGCCAUUAUGGGCAUGCGCUUUGUACCACUUGAUCUCCCAGAGUCAUCCCAGGAUGUGGCCCGGGUACUCCGGGAGCUAGUUCUCCAGAUCAUAUGGGACAACGAUAAGUCUCCAAGCGUCUGGGCACCCCUGGGAGACUUCUUUGGAAGUGUUCCCGGUAUUCAGACCUACCGGUCCCUUCCUCUUGGCUCGACGGACGGAGGAGGAUUCUAUAGUCAUUGGUUCAUGCCAUUUUCCGAUCGUGCGCUACUCAAAAUAACGAAUGAUGGGAAAAAAGAAGCAAAAAUCUUCCUUACCAUCUGCCACCGCUCACUGGAAAAGUCAGCUAAGAACAUGUUACGGUUUCAUGCCAAAUGGCACAGAGAUGCCUUCCUCGAGCGGCCGAUCAGCCAGGGCCGAGAUAUUGAUUGGCCGCUCUUGAUUGUGGACGAUGGGCCGGGUCGGUUCUGUGGCGUGCAGAUGCAUGUUUGGAAUCAUUGGCAAGAACCAAAAGUACCAGCAAAAGACUGGUGGUAUGGCGUCGGUGGGGAAAAGUCAAUCGACUGGUGGUGGGGAGAAGGAGAUGAGAAAUUCUUCGUGGACGGCGAAAAGUUCCCGUCAACCUUUGGAACAGGUUCCGAGGACUACGUCGGGUAUGCGUGGGCUGCUGAGCCCCCUUUUCCAACUUUCGACAGUGCUUACGCUUGCCAACCCUACAUUGAGCUCAACGCCAAUGGUCACACUUCAGUCUGCCGCUUCCACAUUUGUGACGAUGUGCCUUUCCAUGAAAGUUUCGAAGCUUGCAUUGAGAAGUACAAACCAAACAACUGGGGGCCUGGAAACGAAUGCUUAUAUGCCGUGGUGGCGUACUGGUAUCAGAGGGCAAGGGGCUUAGAUGCCUACGAGAGCAUACCGAUGAAGGACCGACAUAUCAACCACCUACAGCAAUCCUGUCAACUGGAAGCAUUGGAAGAUGGCAGAAAAGAAUUGUGA